This is a messenger RNA of Mugil cephalus (flathead mullet), 2045 nucleotides long. Its product is annotated as transmembrane protein 184C-like. Gene Ontology annotation, molecular function: transporter activity. The transcript has 11 exons. The record is from RefSeq and is a predicted model, not a curated record. The coding region runs from base 415 to 1731 and encodes 438 amino acids. Lineage: Eukaryota; Metazoa; Chordata; Actinopteri; Mugiliformes; Mugilidae. Gene Ontology annotation, biological process: transport.
UUUUUUUAUUUUCUUGUUUCCUCUUCGAGAAGCUUUGCGGAUGAUUUAAUUUAGAUCAUUUAAUUUGUUCUCCGGCCACGUGACCCGCGGAGACGCGGUUCCUCCCGGUGACGUGGGUCCGUAAACACGGAAAAAACGGGAGGACAAACACGGACGAGCCGCCGGAGCCCGAAGAGUUUGAACGACUGGGACCGUGAUCGACGCUGGAGGCGAACGGAGAACUGUGACCCGGACCCGACCGGACCGGACCGGACCCGCGGAGCGUCGGUUCCUCGGAGGAUGGGGGGAUGCGUUGCCUGGUAACGAGACCGGAGCCGAGGAUGAAAACAGGCCGCGACUCCAGAGUCUGAAUCUGUCCAUCGGUCCACGUCGGUUUAAAAUCGAGGUGUUUGUGAUGAUGCGUUCAGGGUGAAGAUGCCGUGCUCCUGUUCAGAGUGGAGGAGGUGGAUCCGUCCCCUGGUCCUGGUCCUCUACGUCCUCGUCCUGGUGGCCGUCCUGCCCCUGUGUGUGUGGGAGCUCCAGAAGGACGAGGUGGGGACGCACAGCAAAGCCUGGUUCAUAGCCGGAGUCUUCGUCUUCCUCACCAUCCCCGUGUCUCUGUGGGACAUCCUGCAACACCUGGUCCACUACACCCAGCCAGAGCUACAGAAACCCAUCAUCAGGAUCCUAUGGAUGGUUCCCAUCUACAGUCUGGACAGUUGGCUGGCGCUGCGCUACCCCGGCCUGGCCAUCUACGUGGACACGUGCAGGGAGUGCUACGAGGCCUACGUCAUCUACAACUUCCUGGUGUUCCUGCUGAACUUCCUCAGCAACCAGUACCCGAGCCUGGUGCUCAUGCUGGAGGUGCAGCAGCAGCAGCCCCACCUGCCCCCGCUGUGCUGCUGCCCCCCGUGGCCGAUGGGAGAGGUGCUGCUGUUCAGGUGUAAGCUGGGAGUCCUCCAGUACACUGUGGUCAGACCCGUAACCACGGUGAUAGCACUCAUCUGUCAACUCUGUGGAGUUUACGACGAAGCCAACUUCAGCUUCAGGAACGCUUGGUCCUACCUGGUCAUAAUCAACAACAUAUCACAGCUGUUUGCCAUGUACUGUCUGGUGUUGCUGUACCGAGCUCUCAGAGAGGAGUUGACUCCCAUCAGGCCUGUGGGAAAGUUCCUCUGCGUCAAACUGGUUGUGUUCGUCUCGUUUUGGCAGGCGGUUUUCAUAGCGUUUCUGGUGAAAGUCGGUGUGAUCUCCGACAAACACACCUGGGACUGGGACAGCGUAGAGGCCGUGGCUACUGGACUCCAGGACUUCAUCAUCUGCAUAGAGAUGUUCCUGGCUGCCAUCGCUCACCACUACACCUUCACCUACAAGCCCUACGUACAGGAAGCGGAGGAGGGGUCGUGUUUCGACAGUUUCUUGGCCAUGUGGGAUUUCUCCGACAUCAGAGCUGACGUCACAGAGCAGGUUCGCCAUGUUGGUCGUACGUUCCUGGGUCGUCCCAACAAGAUGUAUUUCGGCACCGCUGCUCGACCCGAACACACCGAGCACACUGGCCUCCUCACCUCGCAGGAUCCCGUCGCCGUGGCCGCCACGUCGAUGCCCUCCUCCCCUUCGUCGAGUGGGCGGUACCAAGGGCUCGGGCACACCCCUGCCCCUCACUCCAUCUCCGCCCCCGCAGGGUUCACGUCUGCAGCCUGGGAGGACGACAGCGACAACUCGCCUCCGGAGACAAGGGGCGUCAUCCAAUGAGAAGGGUUCUGUAUUAAAGACAGAAUGAAAUCAGGAUAAAACCAUGAAGUUGGACUGAAUGAAAACAAAGAGUGUCCCCUGUGAUGUCAAAGCCAUGUUUGUUGAAAGACUUUGGUAUAAUUACUCUGAAAUAAUUACUCAGAUAUACGUGUUUUGGUGUCGCAUUGUGUAAUUUUGAUAAACGUGCUCGUAGCUGUUGACAAAAGACGACAUUUGAGAUUUUAUCUGCAUGUUGUUCUCUUGGUUUUACGGUGCUGAAGUGUCCUUGAGCUGGUUUUAACUAUUUAACUCACAAUAAACAUCAUUACGCCACA